This is a messenger RNA of Acanthocheilonema viteae, 858 nucleotides long. NCBI's taxonomy places the organism in Eukaryota, Metazoa, Nematoda, Chromadorea, Rhabditida, Onchocercidae. The record is from the annotation of a GenBank genome assembly.
AUGAGUUGCAAACGCUGGAAGGCCAAGCCGUUCAAAUUACCGCUUAUGCCAAAUUAUCCGCAAGAGCGGAUCACUAAAUCAAGAACGUUUGGACGAAUUGGCCUCGACUACUUGGGGCCUAUUACUGUGAAGAUACAAUUGGAGAGAGCAAAGCGAUGGAUUACCUUGUUCACAUGCUUCACCACCAGAGCGGUACAUUUGGAAAUUGUAGACGAUCUAUCAACGGAAAGCUUUCUAACUGCAUUAAAAAGAUUCGUUGCUCGACGCGGCUAUCCCGAACUCAUUCUUUCGGACAAUUCCAGCCAAUUUCAGACAGUUUUUCAAACCAUAAAAACGUCGAGUACCCAAGAAGCAUUGAAAACAUUUUGGGAGAUAUGGAAGGACGAGUACUUGAAUAGCUUAAAGGAUCGAUACCAAUCAGAACAUAAAUCUCCAAGAAAUGUAGAGAAGAGACAGCCGAUAGAGAGAGAAGUGGUACUGUUAGAUGAGCCUCAUGUACCACGCGGUAUCUGGAAACUAGCAAGAAUAAAGAAAUUAAACGUAGCCAAUGAUGGGUACGUCAGGAGCGCUCAGAUCGAAACACCAUCAGGAAAACUUCUAAAUCGUUCAAUUGAAUUUGUAAAUUUGGAAAUUCUAUUUUUCAAACUUCGAAAUUCGGAUUUGAAUUAUAUUAUCUUCUUACACAAAAAAAAAGGACGAGAUAGCCGAGAAGAACCUGAAGGAUUGUUAGGAAGAUCGGGGAAUAGUGGUGGCCCGAAAAGAGAACAAGGAGUGAUAAGAUCCCGAGGAGAGCAAGGCGAGGCAGGUGAUGGAGGAGAACCGGUUCCAAAAAGAGCAGUAGAAGCGGAUGGAAGAUAA